This is a messenger RNA of Caenorhabditis sp. 36 PRJEB53466, 1572 nucleotides long. The record is from the annotation of a GenBank genome assembly. Lineage: Eukaryota; Metazoa; Nematoda; Chromadorea; Rhabditida; Rhabditidae.
AUGGAAUUCAGUCAUUUUGCAAUUGAAGCAAGCGCUCUACGAACGGAUAACGAAAUGAGUGCGCCGUCUAAAUCGGUAUUCGCCCGCAAUCUCUCAGAAGUUACCGUGUCUUUCCAGCAGAGUCGCUCGAAAAACUCGUCUAGAGCGGGCUCGGUGUGCCCGCCGACCGCCCGUUCCCCGAGUCUCACCACCGCCACCGCCACCACCGAUCCCUCGCAGAUCCCGACGGCUCUCGGCAACUCGGUGAACACGGCCAUCGGAGCGACGCCCUCUGACUUUGAGACGUAAUUGGAAUAGAAAAGGAGAAGAGGAUGAGAAAACGUUCAGGAACUCUGGAAUGUCGGACACUUCGGCCGGUUCGAGCCGCGCCACUUCGAACGGAUCCGAACCGAGAACUGCGAAGUCGCCGUCGUCUCCGGAGAAGAUCAUGCAGGGUGCGAAUGGGGAAAACGGACGGAAAGAGGGGAAUCGUUUCAGAUCUGAAGAGAGGAAGUCUGUUCGGACGGUCGUCGGUGAGCCAGAGCCAGCCGACCGAAGGACCUCAGAGUGUCACGCACGUCUCCUUCUCGGAUAACACCAACGUUUCGACCGCUUCCGAAGCCGGCAGCGUCAAAGAAAAAGAGAAUUUGAAGGUGUUCUCUCCGAACGUUUCGACCGGAAACGAAGGGCCCCGUUCGAGACUGACGUCCUGUAAAAAGGUUUGCAAACGUUCACUUUCUUGCCUUCACAAUCCGAUUCAGGACCGACGGAACACUUCCAAUUCGACUUCGUCCGUCGCGUCGAGAAAGAAAAUGAAGAAGACGGAGGAAACUUCUGGAAAGUCGGUCAAAUCGACCAAAAAGAGCAUUGACACUUCGGGAAAAAGUGCCAAAUCGAGCAAGUUCUCGCAAAAAAGUGGUCAGAGAAAGAAGAAACCGAAGAAGGAGGAGAAGGAGGCAUCGGUGAAGUUCGGGCAAUCGGGAGUCAUCAAAAAAGGCGACAACAAGAGUCAGAAGGCCGACGGAAGCGUCUAUUUCCCUGGAGUGGCGAUGCAGUCCGGCACGAACGGGUACUUCAAAAAGACGACGUCGGCGAGUCGGAAGCCCGCCGCCAAGGGCCCCGCCUACAACUUUCCCGGCACCGGCAGAUACGCCAGAAGCAUGGAUUCGGUCGCCCCGCCGCCGCCCGUUCCAGACCCGAACAACAGCCAUUGCGUCUAUGACGUGGCGGAGCUUGGAGCCGCUCAGAGACGCGUUCCGCCGCCCACGCAGACGGUCAAGAAGCCUCCCGCUUCCUUGUUCGGAACUCGCAAAGCGGCCGCCAAUUCGGUGCCGCGUGUUGCUCCGAAGGAAGUGCCGGCCGGCAACAAGAUGAUCGUCUUCGGAGUCACUCCGGAUGGGAAGACGACGGUGACCGCGCUCUGUUGAGAAUCCAUAACGAGUUGAGAUGUUGCAGGUCCAAAUGACAAUUGAUCUGCAAGUUGUGGCCGGAGAAGCUCUCGGAGCAUCGAAAGAGCCGGUGGCGCUGGUGCCGAAGAAGAUCAUCGUGAAGGGAAAAGAGAUUCCAUUCGACUCGAACUCGAUGACUGAAUAG